UAUAUUACAGUAUGGUUGCACAUUUUGAUGAUUCAUUUCCCCCAAAUUGGCUUUAUUAUAUUGUUUGGAUUAUUUUACGAUAACCAGGUGAUUCAAAUAGCUGCUGUAAAGCUCCUGCUUGACUGUGCAAUAAGCAAUAUCGUUAUACAGGCAUGAUCAAAGAGAUGUGAAAUGCCUCACACCUCAUGGAUGAUGCAAGAUGACUGAGUCAGCUGGUAUAUCCUUUUUGGCACCCAUUGUCUGUCUGCUCCAUUUAAUUGCUUCAGUGGCAUCCAUACCAUGUUACCAUGGUAAUACAACAUCAGUGUGCGUGGUUGUUGAGACGCCAGUUUGCAUGACAGCUGAGGUGACUUUCAACUAUACAUCCCAAGUGUUUACCAACAGCACGUACAACCAGUCGGUAAUACAGGAGCAGCUGAAGUACUGGGAACAUUUGAGACUGGUUCCCGAGUGCUGGAAGCUUAUUCAACCCUUUCUGUGCUCAGUCUACCUGCCCAAAUGUGAAAAUGACAAACAAGAGGUUGAGCGACCAAACAAAGAGUUGUGUGAACGGGUGAAAACCCCGUGCGAAGUGGUAAAGAGAUACACUGGAAAGUGGCCGUGGUUUUUAGACUGUGAUCAAUGGUUCUAUGCAGAAAGUUGUGGGCAAACCUUCUAUGAGACCACAACAUUCAACACGGAAGGUGAAUGCAGUGGUCCCCUCACAAAGACUGACAAUGAGGCCAUAUGGUAUGACAAAAUCAAGGGGUGUGGUCAGCAAUGUGAGAGCGCCCUCUACACUACAUCGGAACACAGAGUUGCCUACAUUCUGAUCGCUAUCAUGGCAGCUGUGUGCCUUCUCUGCUCCAUUUUUACGCUGCUGACGUUUGUUCUGAACUGGAAAGUGGGGCGCAAAUACCCAGAAGUGAUUCUCUUCUACAUUAACGGCUGCUUCUGCCUAGCAACCAUUGGCUGGCUCGUGCGUUACAUCGUUGGAAAGGACGUGGUGUGUCGAAUGGAUGGUACUGUCCGGAAAGGAGAGCCGCUGAUUGGUUCUGGUGAGACAGCCUCCUGUACAAUCGUGUUCCUGUUUGUGUACUACUUCACCAUGGCUGCGGCCACCUGGUAUGUCAUGUUGGCCAUCAGCUGGGACAUCAAAUUCAAGGCCCUAGGUACGGCAAGGAAUGACCUGACCAAGAAGACAGCUUAUUUCCACAUCAUUAGCUGGUGCCUCCCACUUGUUCUCACCAUUAUAUGCCUGUCAACGUCCGUGAUUGAUGCUGACUCUCUGAGUGGGGUUUGCUACCCGGGUUCCAACAACGUCUGGGUUAGAUUUGGCUACGUCCUGGUUCCAAUACUGAUAGCCCUAAUUGUGGGAGCUGUUUACUCCAUUAGAGGACUCAAGACGUUAAUAGAGUUUAAGAAAGAAUCUCCACCCUUUGUUGGUCAAAAAGCUACUUCAAAAAUACAUGAUACAAUUAUUCGAUUAGGCAUUUUUGUUGCACUGACAUUCGUACUGGUGGUGGUGACAUUGAGUGUGCACGUGUACAAGUUUGUGAACACUCACACCUGGGAUGACAGUCUACUGCAGUACACAUAUUGCAAAGCAAACGUCUCAGUGAUCCAGAUCAUGGAUGGUGCAGCUGAAAGCUCCUGUGUUAUGAAGACUAAGCCAAGCAUAGUGGCAGCCAUAUUUAAUUUUGGUGCAUUUUUUGGCGCCAGUAUGCUGUUCAGCUCUUGGUCGUGGACAAGGACUUCUGUUGACGUCUGGAGGAGAGCAUUUAGACGUCUGUGCAACAAACCAGUCAAUGAGCCUCAGACGACGAGGAAACACAGGAUUGUAGCUAGACGCUCCAAGCGACAGAAGCAGAGACAGAAUGAGCGCCUGUCGAUCAAUUACGGGACUGAUCCCAAUGAUCCUGUUGGACUGAGGUUUGACCGCAGCAGUGCCAGCUCCCAUUCCAUGUCAUCAGGCUAUACGGUAUCCAUACCGAAACAUGGCCGCAGAACGAGGGGCGUCAAGAAUAUGCACCAUCAUCGCUCACGCAGGGCCACAUCCGACUCAGAUGGAAUGUCACAAGGUUCACGAAAAGGGUCAUCCAAGGCAUCCCAUCGCAGGUCGUAUGAGUCAAGUAUGAGCCAGAAACUAAGUGAUAUUGAAAGAGAAAUUCGGGAGGAGGAGCGUCGUAAGAGGAGAAAAAGAAAAGGUGAUAGGCGGAAAAAAUUUAAUUCGCGGGUUCAGCCAAUUUUUGAGCCAAUAUCAAAUAAUGUGCUGAAAAUGAAUUCCUAUCAAAUGAAAAAUUUUAUGAACAGAAGAAGACGUAAGAGUGAUUCUUCUGAUAUAAGUAUGGGUUCUGGGCUAAAUGGUUUUCCUUUUGGCCCUAAUAAAAAUCACCAAGAUGUUCAGAGCAACGGACACAUGCAAUCAAAUAUUUCUGAGUCAAAUAGCAUUUCAGAAAUUGAGCUACCUCAAGCCCAACCUAAGCUGCCAGAUUUUUCUAUUUUCACUGCCAAAUGCGAACUGCCUUCUUCAGAAAACAUGCAAACGGAUACCAAUACAAAGUCAAAUUAUGAACAAGUGAAGGGGGACAAUUCAACAUCCAACACUGCCAAUUUCAAAGGAGCUAAUCCCUCUCCAAGUGGUAGCUUUAGAAGAGGCCGUCGUCGGGAGGUGAAACUUGAAAUGACGGAAACCAGUUUUUACCAGGAAGACGAGGACAAAAUUGAAAUGGGAGGUAAUCAGGUCAUUCAUGCUGAAGAGAACUGCAAAGAAACAGGGGAGGUCACCAAUCUGCAGGAGUUAGGUCCCUUGGUGAAUGAAAUAUUUGCACAAGCUAGAGCCAGUGCAGGUGCUGGAAGAAAUUCGGGGCAGAAAGAUCUAAUGGGCAGUAGUAGACUAGGGUCUGCAUCGAGCAGGGGUAGUAAAGGAAGCCAAGGAAAUGCGAGGGACUUCAAGUAUGCGAAUACAAAAGUUAACCUCCCUCCUGAGGUACCUAGAAAUGACACAGAAAAGGCCUCAAGAAAGAGACCAUUCUCUGGUGACUAUGUAUUGACUGCAAAACGCAAUACAGCGAAGAGAGAGCAUGAAACACGGAAAUCCCAGUCUCAGCCAAACAGCAGAGUGUCUUCUGCAACUUCAAAUCAUAAACAACAGAUUGGGCAUAAUGGGAAAAUGAACUUUUAUGAUGGUCAAAGUUGGUCGCGGUUUUUAAACAACAAAGGAUAUUGUGCCGGUGAUUUUUUUGGUCCUAUAGGUAACCAACCUGAUGUGGUAACAAACUAUCACUCAAAUAGCUUUUUUUCCUCUCCUGCCAAUUAUUUUCAAUUGAAUCCUAUAGACUUUUAUCCUGCACAUCAGGGUCCCUUCCCUGGUCAGUUGCAGUUAACAGAGAAAGGUCAUGCCAUAUCUAAUGGACACUCAGAAAGUAUCAGUGGAUGUGGAGCCAGUACUGGCUUCAAUCUAGCCGAUAAAAGUACAUUUGGUGAUAAACCGCAAUACUCACCAAGACCUUACACUAACCCAUACAGAAAUCUCGAACACCAAGCUGCAGCUAUGGAUAAGGAAUCUAAUUUGCAAGCGACUAUAGACCUUCCAGAAGUUACUAAUGCUGGUAAACAAUAUGUGGGCAAAAGACCUAAUAUAAAGGAAAAAAGAAAGUACCAAGACCUAGCUGAAGGUGAUGUGUUAGGAAAUGAGCCUGAUGUACCGUUUGCAAUCACUUCUGGGAAUAGUUCUAGUGCUGAUCAAUGUUAUAUUCUGAGACCUUAUACAAAUCCAUACAGAAAACAGGGUGAUCCUACCCUUCAUGAGGAUGUGUCUAAAAUACCAGGUGUAGAAAGGACAGAUAAUAAAGAUAUCAAUAGAACAACGGAGGUUAAUGUCUUGAAUAUUGAGCAGGAGCAAAAGGAAGAAAUGCUCAAUCAGAGGCCUUACACGAAUCCAUACCGAAAGCAUAGGGGCCCGUCAUUAGAGAAUUCUGACAUUUUUGACAAUCCAGAGCGUAUAGAAGUGACUGCAGAAGUGCAUAGAUGGUCGGCGAUGAAUGAUGAGACUGUUGAUAUUCUGAAUGUGGAAGCAGAACACUGUAUGCAUUGUGGAGCCGAUAAAAAUCGUCCUGAAAAUGUUGACAUUCUUGAUAUAGCUGCUGAGCAGAUGGCAUUAAGUGCCGAUACCAAGAAAUGUGUGCAAAAUGAUCUCGCUUGUGUUGGUUGUAAGACUAAGUGUGCAGAAAAUAAUAAGGGAUCUAAGUUUACUAGUGGUAAUAAUUUUGUAAUUGAAUCAACAGUGAAAGAAAACCAAAAUGUUGUAGAAGGUCUGGAUGAUAAGAAAGCUUUAAAGAAUAAACGUGACCGAAUUGAUAAACAGUCCUUGGAUUAUGUCAGUGAAAAGCAAGGAAAAUUGCAUGAAAAUCAUGCUAAAGUUGGAAACAAAAAGGAUACGAAACAAAAAAUUAGUGAAACAAGUUCACCAAGACCAAAAACUCCCAAAUCAAAGUUGCCAAAUGCCGAAGAAGUAAAUAAUGUCAGUGAUAAUUGUGAAAUAAUAAAAGCAUCAAGUCCCUCCAAAGGGUUGGGUGAAAGUCCUAAUAAAACUUAUAUUUCUCCUAGGACGAAAGGCCUAGAAACAGAACGAAACGCUUUCAAUGUGGCAAAAGUGAAUGCUCUUAAAAAAGAGCCAAAAGAGAAGGUAAGUGCAUUUGAUGGAUCUGGGUCAAAAGGGAAACAAAUUUUAACAAAUCAUGCUUUUAAAGAUGCCAUAAGCAACGGAGCCUUAGUGUUGACCAAAGGCCAUAAAGGUACAGGGUUAUUUACAUUUAAUAAAAGUAAACUGGAUAAUUUGCCAGUUGCAUCAAAGUCAAAACAAAAGCCUCCAAUUAAGGAGGACAAUCUUAAAGGCAAAGUUAAGCAAAUAGCGCAGGAUAAUGACGUUAAAAUGAAUGGUGAUACUCAACCUGUGAAUCCUAGAAGUGACCAAGUGAUUCAAGGAGCUAAUGGUGCUACCAGAGAAACUAAGGCUAAGGGAAUAUUGACAGGUCCCAUAAAUCCACCACUGAAAACGUUUCCAGAGUCAGAUCAACGGGAUAAAGCAAUGCAUGUACCAAUAUCUGAGGAAGGACAAGAGCGGAAAAAUGUUCUUCUGCCUCCAAGACGACGAUUGGGAUCUCAAGGGUCUGGGUCAACGAGUUCAAGGUCAACAAGUGCAAUUACGAGGUCAUCGGGUACAAGCCGUAAUGAUAACAGUGACAGUUUCACUACUCAGAACUCUGGCAACUUGAAAUUGGGAUUAAACAAUGAGAACUUUAAACCUCCACCAAAGGAAAAGAAUGCAGCAAAAUCAAAGCCGCCUCCCGAGCGUUCGGUAGGAAUGUUUGACUUCCUGGAAUGUGAUGACUUUGAUUCAGAAUACGAUGAUGUUUCUACCGACAAUCUGACGGACACUUACACAUGUACAGACAACGAUGAUGAUUUGACAGAAGUGUCUUCACUUCCGUGUUGAUUUGAACUUUACAGUAGGAUUUUACAGUUCAGUUAUGUAAUUCAAACAAUGUUUCCUAUAUUCAGUUAUUAUGAUUACCUGACACACCCUGUGUUCUAUAAUAAGUGCUAAAUGUGCCUUUAAAUGUGCACAUAAAUAUAACUACUGGUAGAAUAUAUUGUUGUUUUUAAAUGUUAAACUUUCUUGUUAUAUGCUCACCUUAGCAAAGCGUGCUCAUGUUGAGCUAUUUGGCAUACCAUUUUGCCCGUCAACCGUCUCUCUGUGCAUAUGUCGAAGAAAUUUUUCUUUGACGUAUUCAAAUUAUGGGUAGAAUAUGACACAAAUUCACAGACAUUUUCCUUAGGUGGUCUUCUAUAAAUUUGUUCAAAUUAUUUAGGAUUGUUGAUAAAUAAGGUCACUGGCCCCUAAAAUAACAUGAAAAUGAAAAUCUAAAAGCACACGACCCCAUGAGUUAAAUAUUUGGUAUGUAGCAUUCUAUUAUUGUCAUUACGCAGUUGUUUCAAGUGAUGCCACUGGGAUCAAAACCGUCUGCGCACCACGUUUACUUAGAACUUAUGAAGGGAAUUGCUUUUAAAAUGUUUUCUGUAACUGCAAAGCCAAAGGCUUUCAUUAUUGGUUUAAAGCAUAAUAGUUUGUUCAAAUGAUUCCCCAGGGGUCUUGUCAUGUGCACCAGUUUUACAUAGCCUUAUAUGUGGAAAAGUAUAUACAAUAAAAAUCUCAUUGUCUAAAGUCAUUAAGCCCAUUGCUUUCAUCAUUGGUAUUUGGCUACAGGCAUCAUCCAGAGGACCUCUACAAAGUUUCUCAAAUUAUGAUAUACAUUGUAUUUAUGGUAUAAACCCUGUGGUCGUCAGUUUUACAUAUACUUAUGUAGGGAAUGCCUUUUCAAUCUUCUGGUCAUAAGUCACAAAUGACAUGGUUUUAUAUUUGGUAUGUAGCAUCCUCUAGAGGGUCUCUACAAAAAUUGGUUAAGUUAUGCAUCAAAGGUAAAAACUGGCCCCGCCAAGGGGGUCUCCAGUUUGACACCAGGAAAAGCUUUAAAACUCUUCUUGAAUAAAAUCCUGAAGCCAUGGCUGUCAUAUUUGGCAUGUGGUAUCAUCUUGAGGUCCUCUGCGAAGUUUUUUCAAAUUAUGCGCCUGGGGUCAACAGUGGCCUCGCUCUUGUGUCAUCAGUUUUACUUUGACUUAUCUUUGAAAAAAUCUAGAGGCCCUUAACACAAUUCACUAAAAUAAUUCCCCAAAUUUAUAGUAUGAACAUAGAGGAAUAUUUUAUAACUCUAAACCAAUAAGGCCCAGAGCUUUGAUCUUUAGUGCAAAAGAUCAGUUAGUAGUCCUUUACAAAGCUUGUAUUAAUCAUGCCUUAGGAAUCAAAACAGGCUACGCCUUAUGAGGAACAUGAUAAUAUAAAGACUGCAGCGGCAAAAUAAAUUUAAAAAUCUCUAAAUGAAAACGGUUCAGUAGUGUAAAUAUUAGUAGGUAACAUCUUAUAUCGGUCCUAUGUUAAGUUUGUUCAAGUCAUGCCUCUGUAGUUAUAGUUGCCCCAAAAUCUGGGUCUGGAUUUAACUACCAAUUUUUAGACUUAAGGCAAACACUGAUAAACCUGUGAAUGAUGCCGCAUACCAAUUUUGGAAGCUCUGUGCUUCAUUGAUUAAGACAAGGAGAUUUUUAACUUUUCAAGCUAACAUUUAAAUUUGACAUAUAAUUAAAUAGCUCUCAUUACACAAUUAGAUAAGGACACUUUAUUUAGGACAUACGCUACGUGUGUAGCUUGUAUAAUUGCAAACGCUCUACACAUGUUUCUUUGUUCUACGUCUAUUCUUUUUUCUUAUGUCUUUAAUAGUGUUGAUGAAUACGAUGGUUCUGUAUAGCUCUUUUUUACAGUUUUUCAGGUGAGCUUUCAAGAAUCUGAUUGUUAAUUUAUUUUCAGUUGCGGCAUUUUUAUGUCCCCCACUAUAGUAGUGGGGGACAUAUUGUUUUUGCCCUGUCUGUUGGUCUGUCUGUUGGUCUGUCUGUUUGCGCCAACUUUAACAUUUUGCAAUAACUUUUGCUAUAUUGAAGAUAGCAGCUUCAUAUUUGGCAUGCAUGUGUAUCUCAUGAAGCUGCACAUUUUGAGUGGUGAAAGGUCAAGGUCAUCCUUCAAGGUCAGAGGUCAAAUAUAUGUGGCCAAAAUCGCUCAUUUUAUGAAUACUUUUGCAAUAUUGAAGAUAGCAACUUGAUAUUUGGCAUGCAUGUGUAUCUCAUGGAGCUGCACAUUUUGAGUGGUGAAAGGUCAAGGUCAUCCUUCAGGGUCAGAGGUUAAAUAUAUGUGGCCCAAAUCGCUUAUUUUAUAAAUACUUUUGCAAUAUUGAAGAUAGCAACUUGAUAUUUGGCAUGCAUGUGCAUCUCAUGGAGCUGCACAUUUUGAGUGGUGAAAGGUCAAGGUCAUCCUUCAAGGUAAGAGGUCAUAUAUAUGUGGCCCAAAUCGCUUAUUUUAUGAAUACUUUUGAACUAUUGAAGAUAGCAACUUGAUAUUUGGCAUGCACAUUUGGAGUGGUGAAAGGUCAAGGUCAUCCUUCACAAGGUCAAGGUCAUCCUACAAGGUCAAACAUCAUAUAGGGGGACAUUGUGUUUCACAAACACAUCUUGUUUUAGAGAUAGUUUAAUUUUCUCUGAUAUGACAUCAAUAAAAAAAGUAUUUGAAA
Molecule: messenger RNA, 8153 nt
Organism: Dreissena polymorpha
Lineage: Eukaryota; Metazoa; Mollusca; Bivalvia; Myida; Dreissenidae
Exons: 13
Coding region: 200-5476 (1758 amino acids)
Biological process (GO): smoothened signaling pathway; positive regulation of smoothened signaling pathway; commissural neuron axon guidance
Cellular component (GO): dendrite; plasma membrane; cilium
Molecular function (GO): patched binding; transmembrane signaling receptor activity
Source: RefSeq, a predicted model, not a curated record